AUGCCUCACGCCGACGCCGCCAAUUUCACCGACGCUCCCGACAAGCCGGCCGCGUACGCGCAACUCCUGGACUCCCUCCAAGCCCUCGUGGCCGACCAGCGCAACUGGGUCGCCAACACAGCCAACACCGCCUCGCUGCUCUGGCAUCUGUACCACUCGCUCCCGGAACCCUCGGCGUCCGUAAACUGGUCGGGCUUCUACGUGCUGGACCCUCAGAGCACGAAUCAGUUGAUCCUCGGCCCUUUCAUGGGCAAGGUGGCCUGCCAGACGAUACGCAUUGGCAAAGGCGUGUGCGGCGCCGCUGCCCAGCGAGGAAGCACAGUACUCGUCACGGACGUCGAUGACUUCCCCGGCCAUAUUGCCUGCGAUGGCGAUAGUCGGAGUGAGAUCGUUGUGCCGAUCAAAGUCGGUGAAAAGGUCGUCGGCGUCAUUGACAUUGAUUGCACCGAGGUCGGCGGCUUCGACGAACACGAUCAAAAGGGCCUGGAGGCCAUUGCAGACUUAUUGGCAAAAUCCUGUGACUGGUAG
Messenger RNA from Capronia coronata CBS 617.96, 528 nucleotides. Its product is annotated as GAF domain-containing protein. The transcript has 3 exons. Gene Ontology annotation, cellular component: cytosol. Lineage: Eukaryota; Fungi; Ascomycota; Eurotiomycetes; Chaetothyriales; Herpotrichiellaceae. The record is from RefSeq and is a predicted model, not a curated record. Bases 1 to 528 code for a protein of 175 amino acids. Gene Ontology annotation, molecular function: protein binding; L-methionine (R)-S-oxide reductase activity.